Molecule: messenger RNA, 1610 nt
Organism: Bipolaris sorokiniana ND90Pr
Lineage: Eukaryota; Fungi; Ascomycota; Dothideomycetes; Pleosporales; Pleosporaceae
Exons: 1
Coding region: 202-1176 (324 amino acids)
Source: RefSeq, a predicted model, not a curated record
AUACCCUCAUCACCCCUCCGCCUACCCGCCCACGCCAACGCCCCCAUUUCGUUUUUUUCUCAAUCCAAGCCUGCUUGCUUGCUGCUAUACCACCACCACCACCACCACCACCACGAGCACUAGCAGCACCAGUCCACCAGACCACCACCGCCGCCGCAUCAUCUGCCCGCCCGCUCCCCGCCAGCACGCCGGGCUGCACACAUGAUGCUCUCGACUAUCCAGCCAUCACACCCCUCCAUGCCCAAGCCAUAUUCGCAAUCAUCUGCCAUGUCCACCAUGACCGCCUCGCUGCCUAUAAUACCCCCGCCGCGCCAGCAACCCGCCCGCCCUAAGCUGUCCAUCAACACCGAGCAACCUCGCAUCCUAGGAAAGGGCGCCAGCCUCCGUCUCGACACUCUCAGUGCUGCCUCGCCUACUGUUCGCAACACUUACACAAACGCCUACGAACGCCCCUCGACAGCCCCCACUCUGCAGCGCCCACAAAGACCCUCCCUGUCCAUUGAGAGCGACCUACCCGCCGCUGCAAACACCGCCUCAACACCCAGCUCUGCAUCCACCCUCUCCUCAACACUCACAUCAGCCUCGGCCGACUCUGCCACCAGUGCGAUACCCUACAAGCAACCCCACAACCUCGUUUCCAUCCUCUCAAACAGCCCGGCUCGCUCAAUACUACCGCGCAAGAUGGCCUCGAGCCGCCCCAUGUUUCCCGCAGAGAAGCACGUCUGCUUCCGCACCCCACUUGAAGAGGAAAUCACCACGACCAGGUACACAAUGGCCCACUCUGACCUUGAGUCGUCCGUCUCUACCCUGUCCACCAUCUCGUCCGUUGCCUCGUCCACCGACUCGGACGUGUCAGCCACACACCACUCAUUGAUUGUCAAUACUUCCAACACGUCUUCCACCACCAGUAUAUCGCCGCUGCAGCUGUCGCUCCAAAGAUCCACCUCGACCUUUGCAUCCGCUGAGAGCUCGCCGCGGUCAAAAGGCCCACGCGCUGGCGACAAGCGAGAUUCGUCCUCGUCCGAAGACGAAAGCGACUCUUGUCCCCAGACCCCGAUCGCUGGACGACGGAAGAGGACAAGAGACUGGCGCUGGACCCUCGGACCCCUGCCAUCAUCUGACAAGUCGUCUUCAUCGUCAGCCAGCGAAGCUACCACAAGCGACGACAGCAGCUGACCACGAUGCUCAAAGCCACAAAUGAUGAGUAACAAGACAUGAUGACGAGUGCAAUAAGACAGAGAUACGAGUGUCACAAUACAAAGAAAUACGACAGGCGGCGUUUACAGGCAUUUUCGGUGUUGGCUUUUUGUUGUUGUUGUUGUUUUCAAGAUACCACUUGCAUAUAUUGGUCCCCAGGGGGGAUUCAAUCCACUAGCAUUGCAUUUUUUCCACUAUUACAUAUAUACUACUACAUAGAUAUUUUUCUAAUACGCCAUUUUCCUUUGUAUCUCCUUUCUCUCUAUCACCUAGAGUAGAACCUGGAUGGAUUUCACACACAUACUACAUUACACUGUCACAUAUUGAACAUGGAUUCUGGAUCUUGGAACAUAUUUGGCUGUGACGCGACCAUCUGAUUGAAGCACGCGCACAUGGGGUGCUAUAUCGCCAAA